Molecule: messenger RNA, 849 nt
Organism: Arabidopsis thaliana (thale cress)
Lineage: Eukaryota; Viridiplantae; Streptophyta; Magnoliopsida; Brassicales; Brassicaceae
Product: EPIDERMAL PATTERNING FACTOR-like protein
Exons: 2
Coding region: 254-622 (122 amino acids)
Biological process (GO): plant gross anatomical part developmental process; stomatal complex development
Cellular component (GO): extracellular region
Source: RefSeq, marked reviewed
UCCUCCUAUUCUGUCUCCCCCACUCUGUCUUGUUCCUUUCACUCCUCCUUUCCUUUAAAUUACCAUUUUGCCCCUUCUCUUCCCUUAUCUCUCUCUCCUUAACUCACUCAUUUCACUUCUGAUCCAAACCUUCUCCAACUUCAUCAUCUCUCUCUCUCUCUCUGUUUUUCUUUUUCAAACAAAAUAUUGAAAUUUCACUAGACCCACAUGAAGCUCCUCCUUUAUAGUAGUAAUUCUUGAAUCCAACUCAAAAAUGUUUGCUAUAUACAAAUCAACCCUUCUUCUUCUUCCUCUCAUUCUCAUUCUUCUCAUCACUCCACAAGUCUCAUCCUUUCUUCAACCUAUCCAACCUCCUAUUUCUCCUCAAGUCGCUUUGAUUGAAGAUAAAGCAAGAUUAGGUUCAACACCACCAAGCUGCCACAACAGAUGCAACAACUGCCAUCCUUGCAUGGCUAUUCAAGUACCAACUCUCCCGACUCGCUCCCGCUUCACACGAGUUAACCCGUUUUCCGGUGGAUUCGUACGACCUCCUUCUUCUCUAACCACCGUUCUUGAUCAGUACUCUAAUUACAAACCUAUGGGAUGGAAAUGUCAUUGCAAUGGCCACUUUUAUAAUCCUUAAUUCAUGGUUUGAUCUCCUACUCUGUUAUUUUUUAUUUAUAAGUUUCUGAAACAUUAAUUUUUGUGGGAGAAGAUUUGUUCUUUGGAUUCUUUGUAUAUGUACGGCUCAAUUUGUAAAUAAUCAAAAAGUUCUAUGAUUUUUGUUUGAGAGAAAUAGUCCCCUGUAACUACUUACUUGCGUCAUUCAUUUCUUUCAACACUUUUUUUUGCUUUAAUUCACUAGUCUUG